Messenger RNA from Prunus mume (Japanese apricot), 1441 nucleotides. RefSeq names its product NAC domain containing protein 38 (gene NAC038). The record is from RefSeq and is a predicted model, not a curated record. NCBI's taxonomy places the organism in Eukaryota, Viridiplantae, Streptophyta, Magnoliopsida, Rosales, Rosaceae. Gene Ontology annotation, molecular function: DNA binding. Gene Ontology annotation, biological process: regulation of DNA-templated transcription.
CAACUAUCUCUCUCUCACACAUCUUCAUCAUUGAUCAGUGAAGCCAGACAAGUCAGAAGGGCAAAACCAAAAAAGGAAAUUGAGGUCUCCAUAUCAUGACAGGAGAACAAAAGGAGGAACUGCCACCAGGGUUCAGAUUUCAUCCUACAGAUGAAGAACUUAUCACCUUCUAUCUCAUCAACAAGAUAACUGAUGCUACUUUUACUGGAAGGGCGAUCGCAGAUGUUGAUCUCAACAAGUGCGAGCCAUGGGAACUCCCUGCAAAGGCGAAAAUGGGAGAGAAGGAGUGGUACUUCUUCAGCCUUCGAGAUCGGAAGUACCCAACAGGAGUGAGAACAAACAGAGCAACAAACACAGGUUACUGGAAGACGACAGGGAAAGACAAGGAGAUCUUCAACAGUGUGACAUCUGAGAUGGUUGGGAUGAAGAAGACACUUGUUUUCUACAGAGGCCGAGCUCCUCGAGGCGAGAAGUCCAAUUGGGUCAUGCAUGAAUAUCGUAUUCAUUCUAAAUCCGCCUUUAGAACCUCUAAGGAUGAAUGGGUGGUUUGCCGUGUCUUCCAGAAGAGCGCAGGCAUAAAAAAGUAUCCAACAAACCAAUCAAGAGCAGCCCAUCCCUACAACCUAGAAAUAGGUCCAAGUGUGGUGCCAUCACCCAUGAUGCAGCUAGGUGAUCACCAAUUCCCAUAUGGCAGAAAUUACAUGACAAGUGCUGAGCUGGCAGAGAUUUCUAGGGUUUUAAGAACUGGCGGCAGCGGCGGUGGUGGAUCAUCAAAUGGCACUAUUAACGUACCAAUCCAACCCCAAUUCAACUACCCAAAUCUUGGAGGAGGAGGAGGAGGAGGCUUUACAAUUUCUGGGUUAAAUUUGAAUCUUGGUGCGCCAGCCACCCAGCCCAUGUUGAGGCCAAUGCCACCACCACAACUACAUCAUCAAGGUCCUCCAGCUAUGAACCAUCAUCAGCAAGAUGUUAUGAGUAAUGGGGCUAAUAAUAAUUCCCUUGGUCCAGAUCAUCAAGCUGGAUAUGGUGCAAUAGAUAUGAACAACAACAAUGCAAAUGGGAAUGGCAACAGGUUUAUGAACAUGGAGCAUUGUGUGGAUCUUGACACCUACUGGCCUCCCUAUUAGGGUUUAUGAAGAGAGUUAUUAUAAUUAGUUCUAACUUUCAGGGGCAAGUUAGACCACAAACAUAAUUAAUAAAUAAUUAAUUAUGGUAUUAAUAUUAAUUAGUAUAGAAUAGCUAGCUACAUAUAAGGUGCUCCUGAGAAUCAGUAGAGAAAUUGUAUUUCCUUUCAAUCUGUUGACAUUUCAAUUAAGCACGCCUUAAUUUGUUAUUCAUCUCUAAUGGGGUGUCUUCUGGGUUAAGUAAGUAUAUACCCAUAGCAACUAAGGCCAUCUAUCGUCUUUAUGUAUUAGAGUUUUAAGUUAUAAUUACUUCUCUC